This is a messenger RNA of Botrytis porri, 384 nucleotides long. RefSeq lists its product as uncharacterized. The record is from RefSeq and is a predicted model, not a curated record. NCBI's taxonomy places the organism in Eukaryota, Fungi, Ascomycota, Leotiomycetes, Helotiales, Sclerotiniaceae. The coding region runs from base 1 to 384 and encodes 127 amino acids. The transcript has 2 exons.
AUGCAUAACUCAGCAAGACUUACCGGCAUGUCUUCUCCAUCAGUACAAUCUAUAGCACCCGCCAAUCUUGGUACUAGAAAAUACUGCUUAUCAACAGUGGUUCAAAUGUCAAAGAAAUUUCUUGGAGGAAUUUGUCUUUAUAUCUGGAAGCUGCUGACUGUUCCUCUUUGCAAAGCUGGAGUGAGUUUAUUAUCCACAAUUUCUACACGUAAAUCAAUCCGAAGUACGCUAGUUGACAUAUUUCUGCAAUUGAACCACAUCAUCUCUCGUUACCAUAGAGUCGCCGACGCUCAAGCUGCUCUUGACGCGCUCAAAGCACAAUUAGCUGCUCAACACGUCGGCUUGAACAGAAAUGGGGAAUUAAAUUUUCGCACGGAUCUAUAA